GAAACAAUUAUCUUCCAGUAUCUCUUUGCAAUAUUUAACUCUUUACAGGGUUUCUUUAUAUUUCUAUUCCACUGUCUAGUCAGUCCACAAGUGCGUGAUGCCAUCAGAGGGAGAUGGACCCGCUACCAGAGCCGUCGUGCCACACAGUCAUCCUUGAUAAAAUCUACGAAGUCUCAAAGUAGUAGCUCAGAAAACAGGGGACAUAGCAUAAGUGAAAUCAACACAAGAUUCAAAAACAGCACUAUGGAUGACAGCAGCUAUACCAAUAAUAACGCAGAGGCCCAAGCUAAAGCCCUGGAGGAUAAACUUAAUGAGGGACCUGGCUCUGUUCCUAAUGGCAACAGGCCUGAACCAGAG
Owenia fusiformis is the source of this 357-nucleotide messenger RNA. NCBI's taxonomy places the organism in Eukaryota, Metazoa, Annelida, Polychaeta, Sabellida, Oweniidae. The record is from the annotation of a GenBank genome assembly.